Molecule: messenger RNA, 3020 nt
Organism: Cyprinus carpio (common carp)
Lineage: Eukaryota; Metazoa; Chordata; Actinopteri; Cypriniformes; Cyprinidae
Product: glycerol kinase 5
Biological process (GO): glycerol-3-phosphate biosynthetic process; glycerol metabolic process; triglyceride metabolic process
Cellular component (GO): mitochondrion
Molecular function (GO): glycerol kinase activity
Source: RefSeq, a predicted model, not a curated record
UUAAGAACUCUCCACACCUAUCGACUGAUGUGUGACGUACUGGUUUGUACUAUGGUACUUAUAAUCGACCGCCUGCUGUAUUUUGUGGUCUUCACAGCGGUUAACGGCGCGUCAACUUUAAGGUUUCGCUAACUUUUAUCACUCACUUUUGAAAAUAAACGACCUUUUUUUUUUUUUUUUGGCUUAAAUCGCUACGUAACGCAACUGUAGAUAGUUUGUAUGCCGAUUUAAAAUAGGGCGCGAGAUCACAUGCGCGAGUUGGGGAAAGUUUGGGGACACAUAACGUUACAUACAUAUGCUUUCGAUUAGUCCAUUCAAAACGAUGAUGUGAACACAUUAAAUCGGCGUUCUUAACGGAUUAAAAAUUCUCCCAGUGGUAACUUAGGGCGUUCAAGUUUAUGGAGGAAUGAAACUCAAAGGUCUGCGGAGCAAAGUUGAAAACGGGAUCAUUUGACUCAAGUUUGGAUCUUCCCUGACAUGUUCACACACAGCCAUGGUGACUAAUGAAUCUUUGCGGUUAUCUGAAUGAACUCAUUGUGCAAUGGGGACUCAGAGAAACGGUUUCAGCAAACGAGAGACUUUCAUUCUCUCUGUUGAUGUGGGAACAACCUCCAUCAGGUGCCAUGUGUACGAUAAGAGCGCCAGCAUCAGGGGAUCCUGCUCCGCGAAGGUGUCCCUACUCUAUCCUCAGCCUGGAUGGGUAGAGAUUGACCCAGAGGAUCUGUGGAAAGGGUUUGUGACUGUUGUCAAAGGAGCAGUUCAAGACUCAGGCUUACAGAUGUGCCAAAUGGAAAGUCUUGGCAUCUCGACCCAGAGGGCAACAUUCAUAACAUGGGACAGAAACACGGGAAAACCGUUUCAUAAUUUCAUCACCUGGCAGGACUUGAGGGCAGCCGAGUUGGUGAGAUCGUGGAACAGGUCCUGCACUAUGAAGACAGUACACGGUGUGAUGAAGAUGCUGCACUUCCUCACCAGACAGAAGCGGUUCCUUGCAGCCAGUCUGGUAGUUUUUACCACCCAGCAUGUGUCCCUGCGUCUGGUCUGGGCCUUGAACAAUAUCCCUCAGUUGCGGCAGGCAGUCGAAGACGACUCCUGUUAUUUUGGGACUAUAGACACCUGGCUGCUGUACAAACUGACUAAAGGCCUGGUUCAUGCCACUGAUUACUCUAAUGCCAGCGCAACAGCAAUAUUUGAUUCCUAUCAGAUGUGCUGGAGUGGAUUUCUUUGCUCACUCCUCUCUAUACCUCUGUCCAUCCUCCCCAGUGUGCAGAACACCAGUCAUAAAUUUGGCACAUGUGAUCCUUCCAUAUUCGGGGUGCCCAUCCCAGUCAUGUCUGUUAUGGCAGACCAACAAGCAGCCAUGUUUGGAGAAUGCUGUUUUGACAUUGGUGAUGUGAAAAUUACUAUGGGCACAGGGACCUUCAUGAACAUCAAUACAGGAAACAAACCACACACGUCUAUAGCUGGCCUCUAUCCGCUGGUGGGUUGGAAGAUUGGUGCUGAUGUUGUGUAUCUGGCUGAAGGUAAUGCUGCUGGAACAGGUGCUGCCAUUAAAUGGGCCCAAGAUCUAGAGCUCUUUUCUGAUGUGAAGGAGACUGGGGCUAUAGCCACUAGUGUGGAAGACUCAGACGGCGUGUAUUUUGUGCCUUCUUUCAGUGGCUUACAGGCCCCUCUGAAUGAUCCUAAAGCUUGUGCCUCUUUCAUGGGCUUAAAACCCUCCACAACCAAGAGACAUCUUGUUCGAGCCAUUCUGGAGUCCAUAGCUUUCAGGAACAAGCAGCUCUUUGAAAUCAUGCUUCGAGAAACCCGUAUUCCUAUCACUAAAAUCAGGGCAGAUGGAGGUGUUUGCACCAAUAAUUUCAUCAUGCAACUCACAGCUGAUCUGUUGGGGCGUAAGAUAGAACGUCCAAGUCACUUUGACAUGUCCUGCCUUGGAGCUGCUUUUGUUGCAGGACUAGGAACAGGUUACUGGAGGAACCAAGAAGAGCUGAAGAAGCUUUUGACCACUGACCAACAAUUCCUUCCCCGGAGGAGUAAAGCAGAUUGGGACAAGGACGGCCGAUACAGAGGUGUACUGCAGAGCUGGGAGAGGGCUCUUCAGCGCUCUAUGCACUGGUACAGCCAGCCCUGAUUUCCCAGAAUACAGGUUUCUUCAUAUUCAUCUCAGCGGGUUUAGGGCAGUUCUCUGUCACAGAGAGAAACUCUUGAACAGUAUGAUUUCCAAUCUGGAUUUAGAAACCUGCAUAUCAAAGGUUAGUUACAGUUUUGCCAAAUCACGGGGGAUUUUACAGAUUUACAACUUGUUUGUGUAAAUCCAGAUCACCCGGGUGUGAAUCCAGUGGUAUUAUGAUGAUGAAGCGGCAGGCUGCGGCACAAUUCCUACUCGUAGUAUUAUGAUUUUGCCAAUCAAUAAUUUAGUCAUUAGGCACUAAAAAUCUAUCAGUGCCUUAAUCCAACUUCCAUGUUUUUUUUGUUUUUUUUGUUUUUUUAUAUGAACAAAUUAAUUUAUUUAACAUUUCAGUGUAUAGUAAUUUAUACAAGCAUUCAUUAAUUCUGUUGUAAUUAAGUCAUGUAAUUUUAGUUAAUAUUUUCUAAUUGCUUUAUAGUCUUGGCAUUGUGUAGGUUAUUUUUUUAAUCAGAUGUACCUCAUAAUACAAAACGAAUGCUGCAAACAUGGAAAACUUGUUACCUGAAGGGCUAUAUUUCCUAAUGUGUUUUUUUUCUUCAGCUUUAAGCAUCCAACCGGUUAUUCUUGUUUGUAUACAGAACUGUAGCACAGUGUCACAGAUUGUCACUUUAUACUAUCAACAGUGGCUAAUAAUAGCAUAUGUUCAACUGUAGUAAAAAUGAGUAACUGUGAAACUGUAUAAUAUCCUAUGCUUUUAUCAGGAUCUUAAAGAGAGAAUAGACAGAGAAUGUUUGUAAAGAUAAAUGUAUUAAUAGAUUGUCAAAGAACUCAUUGUGCCAUGUUUCAUGUCAGUAUGUGAAAUUAGUUGUUUUAAUAAAUUUUCAUUAUGCCA